Molecule: messenger RNA, 1524 nt
Organism: Camellia sinensis
Lineage: Eukaryota; Viridiplantae; Streptophyta; Magnoliopsida; Ericales; Theaceae
Source: RefSeq, a predicted model, not a curated record
CUCUCUCUCUCUCUCUAAGCCCUUUCCACAAAUCUUUGUGACCCUUUUUUGAGACCUCAAACUUGGUUUGUUCUUGGUUUCAAUCAGAGUCUCAAACUCUCCCUCUUUUCUCAUUCUCUGAAAACAGAGCUUUCUCCUCUGAUUUCUUGUUACCUAACGAUCGAACCCAUUAAUUCAGAGAUUUUUAGUUGUUGAUCAAAACCUUAGUUUUGCUGAAAUGGUGAGUUUGAUUGAAGAAAGAGAUAAGAUGACGAAGAAAAAUGUGGUAGCUUCGAACACCAAAUCGGCCAUCAACAUGGCGAUAACAGUGGCGGCGGCGGCGAACUCGUCGCUGUUCACGACGGCGGCGCAGAAGCCGCCAGUGGCUCCGGGCAGCUUCUUCACCAUUUUACAGAGGAAGCUAAUCCAGAACCUUGAAAUCAAUGGAGCUGCAAGAGUAAACGCCUGGGUUGACUCAAUGAGAGCUUCCUCACCAACCCAUGUCAAAUCCACCACCCCUUCUCUCUCCGAAGACCAAAGUUCGUGGAUUCUUCGUCACCCAUCGGCACUGGAAAUGCUCGAGCAGAUAACAAACGCUUCAAAGGGGAAGCAAAUAGUGAUGUUUCUGGACUACGAUGGCACGCUUUCGCCCAUAGUCGAAGACCCUGAUCGAGCUUACAUGUCCGAUGCGAUGAGAACUACAGCGAGAAAACUUGCUAGAUAUUUUCCCACUGCUAUUGUGAGUGGGAGGUGCAGAGACAAGGUGUAUAGCUUUGUACAAUUAGCAGAGUUGUACUAUGCUGGAAGCCAUGGAAUGGACAUUAAAGGCCCAUCAAAAGGUCCCAAAGACAAGAAUGAUGCUCAAUCUGUUCUCUUCCAACCGGCCAGUGAAUUCCACCAAGGAUCAUCUAGAGUGUUUGAGAUCCGUCCUACAAUUAAAUGGGACAAAGGGAAGGCUCUUGAAUUUUUGUUGGAGUCUCUUGGUUAUGCAAAUUGUACCGAUGUCUUUCCUGUUUAUAUUGGAGAUGAUCGAACGGAUGAGGAUGCAUUUAAGGUUUUAAGAGACAGAGGACAAGGUUUUGGUAUUCUUGUUUCCAAGAUUCCCAAGGACACCAAUGCAUCUUACUGUUUACAGGAGCCAUCUGAGGUCAUGAAUUUUUUGCAACGCUUGGUGCAGUGGAAAAAAAAUGUCUUUACAACGACAAGGGAAAAAAUUAUCUUUACGACGACAGUUUAGGGUGCAGAGACGGAUUGAAGAAAUGAAAGUAUAUCAUUGUUCAAUUGAGAAGUUUGUGAGGGUCGGGUGAAAAUAUGUAACUUCUUGUUGAAAGGAAAAAAAAAAAAAAAAAUAAAAAAAAAAAAAAAAAAAAAAAAAAAAAAAAAAAAAAAAAAAAAAAAAAAAAAAAAAACAAAAAAUAAACAAAAGAAAAUGAAAGUCUUUUCUCUUGGCUUAAACGCUCCGUACAUCUUGUAACUAGCUAUGUACAAGGGGAAAUAUGUAACUUUGCAAGUUGUCUAAAUGCAUAUAAUCUCUUUUUGCCCGUC